Messenger RNA from Cylicocyclus nassatus, 1563 nucleotides. Lineage: Eukaryota; Metazoa; Nematoda; Chromadorea; Rhabditida; Strongylidae. The record is from the annotation of a GenBank genome assembly.
AGCAUCGAUCUGCAUUGUCCGUUUGCAAUAAUUCACUGCAGCGGGACGGUUAAUCCAGAAAAUUCUUUGAUCGAUGGCUCUUUUUGGGUUUGGGCAAUCAGCUGAUAUUACCAUAAAGUUGGAUGACGAAGAGACGCGAAAAACUGCGAAAAUACGCGGCGAAGAUGGGCAACAGGAGACCCAUUACUUGUUCUACGAUGGCGAAACUAUUUCCGGCACUGUAAAUGUUGCUCUAAAGAAGGCCAAUCAGAAACUUGAGCAUCAGGGCAUAAGGAUUGAAUUUAUUGGACAGAUAGAGGUUUAUUACGAUCGUGGCAAUCAACAGGAUUUUAUCUCGUUAACAAAAGAUUUGGCACGACCCGGCGAACUCACACAGAAUUCCUCGUUUCAUUUUGAGUUUCAUAAUGUCGAAAAGCCAUAUGAAUCUUAUAUGGGUAUCAAUGUGAAGCUGAGAUACUUCCUGAGAGUGACCAUUGUUCGCCGGAUAACGGAUAUCACAAGAGAGAUGGAUCUAAUCGUUCAUACCCUUAGCAGUUACCCGGACGCUGAUGUGAAUCUGAAGAUGGAUGUUGGAAUAGAAGACUGUCUGCACAUUGAGUUCGAGUAUAAUAAGAGCAGAUAUCACCUUCAAGAUGUGAUCGUGGGCAAAAUUUAUUUUGUCCUUGUUCGAAUCAAAAUCAAACACAUGGAAAUCACAAUCAUCAAGUCCGAAACAGUUGGAUCCGGGCCGAAUGCUGCGAAAGAAACAGAUCCAGUUGCCAAGUUCGAGAUCAUGGAUGGUGCGCCUGUAAGAGGCGAAUCCAUUCCAAUACGUCUGUUUCUUGCUGGUCACGAUCUAGCACCUACAAUGCGCGAUGUGAGCAAGAAAUUUUCCGUCCGAUAUCUGUUGAACUUGGUCCUAGUUGAUGAGGAGGAUCGACGGUAUUUCAAGCAACAAGAAGUUACGCUGUGGCGCAAGGCUGACAAGCCAGUCAGGAAGAUCUUGGAACCUGCAACAGUGGACGCUAGUACUAAUGGGUUAGAAGAUACUGCCAAGGCGAAUGUUGCCGGAGAUCAUGCGAAUGGCCGAGACGUGACUGCAGAUGAUGAACAGUAAAUCGGACACCUUCUUGCAUUUAUUUGUGUUUCCUUUCAACAUUUCAUAUCGUUUUUCAAACUGAGACCGUGUUCUAACUCACGAAACUUUCAAUCACUCGACCAUAAUUGCGCUAGUUUCUACGGAAAACAUGGGUUUAUCUUAGCACUUGGAAAAAACUUUGAAACCAUUUGUUACCGGUGUUCUUACUCUGUCAUGUCUGAUUGUAAAGUCACAACUGGUAUGAGAAUUUUACAUAUAACUUGAUUGUCUCCUUCCCCCUCUCACGAGCCCUGCAUGUACAAUUAGGGUUGAUGUACAGUGCUGUAGAGCGACUUGCUUCCAUCAUUUUCGAGUUUUUACCUGCAGAUUUAAGUCUGUUUUAACUUCUUUCAGAUUGUACUUUUCUAAUAAUUUAUUUUGUUCAAAAGUAGCAUUAUUAACGUUCUGUGAUACGUAUAUUUCUGAAUGAUAAAAGUAUCCUGAUU